Messenger RNA from Aspergillus fijiensis CBS 313.89, 1158 nucleotides. RefSeq names its product O-methyltransferase. The record is from RefSeq and is a predicted model, not a curated record. The coding region runs from base 188 to 967 and encodes 259 amino acids. The transcript has 3 exons. Gene Ontology annotation, molecular function: O-methyltransferase activity. NCBI's taxonomy places the organism in Eukaryota, Fungi, Ascomycota, Eurotiomycetes, Eurotiales, Aspergillaceae.
CUUAUUUAACCGUGCUUUGAUUUCCAUGAAAGGGCUAUAAUAUAUUCCUGCUCCAGCCCGCAACAUGGUCUUUUGACGAUGUAGACUGAUAUUUAUCGCAGCUCUUGUGUGAAUGUCUUUUGUUUACUAGCACUUUCCGGCUAGUUCCAUCCGAAUUGCCUCGAGAAGCUCAACACCAAUUGCCAGAAUGAUUCAGUUCUAUUUGCCAGAAGAAACCGUUUAUCACAAUGACGGUCGAGAGGAGAAACUGUUGGAGUUUAUCCUAUCUCACCCCGAUUAUGCCUUGAUGAAAGGUUGCCCGGACAGGAUCCUAGCCGCCAUCGAUGAAUAUGGGAGGGAGAAAGCUUUUCUCAUGAAUGUUGGGACUGAGAAAGGUCAAAUUGUCAGCAAAGCCAUAUCCCGCGCCAAACCAAAGGUAAUCGUUGAACUCGGGGGUUACAUUGGCUAUUCUGCUCUUCUGUUUGGGGAUGCACUUAGGAAGGCAGGAGGUCAAAAGUACAUCAGCCUUGAAGUCAGCCCUAUCUUUGCCAGCGUCUCCGCUGCUCUAAUCGACCUAGCUGGCUUGAAUGAUAUUAUUGAGAUCAUGGUGGGACCUUGUCGGGACUCACUACGAGCCCUAAGCGAGACAUACCCCGGCCAUAGCCUGGACAUGUUCUUCUUUGACCAUGCCAAGGUUGAGUAUACGAACGACCUCAAACUUUGCGAAGAGCUCGGCUUGGUGUCGCAAGGUACUACCGUCGUUGCCGACAAUGUCAGCCGGAAUCCUGAGUAUCUAGAAUACGUCCGUGCAUCGGGCCCAAAGAAGAGGAUGGCAGCAGAUGAAACCAAGCGAUUGACAUUGUGUCAUGAGUCUGACAUGUCCCUUGGUCGGCCUGAUCUGCGAUAUGAGACGUCCGUGGUUCACAGUAUUGAACCCACUGGAGAGCCCGAUGCAGUGGAUAUUUCGUAUUGCUUGGGAAGUAGCUAGUGGAACGCAAGCCCUUACCGGUCAAAUUCUGUGCGCCGACAAGUAGUGAAUUCGACGGGUCGAGUAUAAUUAGGAUCAAAUUGAAGCGAGAUGUCUCAUUCCGAGAACAAAGUGCAGACAUUAUUCGGUGCUCUCCACAUUUCUAGCCAAAUUUGGUCAUCAUAAAGCACCGUAUCCUUGUUAAGCAAACC